CUGGUCGACCCUUUCUCUUCCCCGAACGUGGUUGGGCACCAUCCUUCCUCCCUCCGGAGUUUCAGACAGAGAGAGAGAGAGAGAGCUCUCUCUCUCUGUCUCUCUCUCCCCUCUCCCUGCCUCUCUCUCCCCUUGUCCAGAUUGAAUGAGGAGGGAAUGAUGACGAUAGACCCCGAUUUUCUCACCAGUGGCGGAGGAAUCAGCUUCCUCACUGGAAAUUGUAAUGGGAGUUUCAGCUAUGGUUAUUCUAGUUUUAAAGGGAAAAGGGCAUCCAUGGAAGACUUCUAUGAGACAAGAGUAUCAGACAUCGAUGGCCAGAUGGUUGCAUUUUUUGGUGUUUUUGAUGGACAUGGAGGUCCAGGAGCUGCUGAGUAUUUGAAGCUCAACCUUUUCAAUAAUUUGGUUCAUCACCCCAACUUCCUCAAAGACACAAAGUCAGCUAUUGUUGAGACGUUCAAGGAAACAGAUUCAAAUUACCUUAACAGGGAAAAGGGCCAGCAUAGAGAUGCUGGUUCAACUGCAACAACAGCUGUUCUGCUGGGUGACAGACUUCUUGUCGCUAAUGUGGGAGACUCAAGGGUGGUUGCAAGUAGAUCUGGGGCAGCUAUUCCCCUGUCUAUUGAUCACAAACCUAAUAGGUCUGAUGAACGACGUCGAAUUGAAGAUGCUGGAGGAUUUAUAAUUUGGGCAGGAACGUGGAGGGUUGGAGGCGUUUUAGCUGUUUCUCGUGCAUUUGGAGAUAGACUACUGAAACAAUUUGUUGUUGCUGAUCCAGAAAUUAAGGAGGAAGUCAUCAAUGAUGUUGAGUUCCUUAUUCUUGCGAGUGAUGGCCUCUGGAAUGUCAUGUCAAAUGAGGAUGCAGUUGCCGUAGUGCGAGACAUAACAGAAGCUGAAACAGCUGCAAGAAAACUGAUAGAAGAAGCCUUUGCAAGGGGAAGUACUGACAAUAUCACUUGCAUUGUUGUUCGGUUCAGUUCCUAAUGAAGCUAUUGAAGAUAAGUUCAACAGGUUUGAUCUCAGUUGUUCUUGGAUUUAUGCUGACACAUCGGCAGAAGUUGUUGACGAUGUGGAGUCCGAGGUACUCGCAAGUCAUGCUAAUUCAGAACUGGAGGAUGGCAGGAUUCCAUUAUAAGUUCCUGAACCGCUGGUGCUGGAGAAAAAAUACUUCUAGAAUGUUGGUUUUCUUUUUGAGAACAGCCACACCAUUUUUUUGUUCUUGGAAUUCUGUUAUCUUUAAUUUAUAUAAAGAAAAUGGCAUUGAAAGAAAUCAGAGUGCAAAAAUCCUGUUAUUUAGCAAAUGAAAUUGAAAUUCAAGUUCGUGGCA
This is a messenger RNA of Nymphaea colorata (pocket water lily), 1324 nucleotides long. RefSeq names its product probable protein phosphatase 2C 11. Gene Ontology annotation, molecular function: protein serine/threonine phosphatase activity; cation binding. NCBI's taxonomy places the organism in Eukaryota, Viridiplantae, Streptophyta, Magnoliopsida, Nymphaeales, Nymphaeaceae. Gene Ontology annotation, biological process: protein dephosphorylation. The coding region runs from base 157 to 981 and encodes 274 amino acids. The transcript is spliced from 9 exons. The record is from RefSeq and is a predicted model, not a curated record. Gene Ontology annotation, cellular component: cytosol; nucleus.